AUGGGGACCACCAAGGUACUGCUCAUUUCUCCAGUUCUGACCCACUCCUGUACCAGGGGUCUGAUCAGGCCUGUGUCUGCCUCCCUCCUGAGUAGACCAGAGGCCCCAUCUAAACACCCUUCCUGGAGAGGCUCCCCUCUCCAAGUGGCCAGACAGGAAUUCCAGACCAAUGCUAUUUCCCUGGACAUCAACACAGCAGCCAAGAAUAUUGGUGCUGGGGCUGCCACAGUUGGUGUGGCUAGAUCAGGGGCUGGCAUUGGCACAGUGCUGGGUAGCUUGGUUACUGGCUAUGCCCAGAACCUGUCUCUCAAGCAGCAGCUCUUCUCCCAUGCCAUCCUGGGCUUUGCCAUCCUGGGCUUUGCCCUGUCUGAGGCCAUGGGACUCUUGUGUUUCAUGGUCACCUUCCUCAUCCUCUUCACCAUGUGA
Molecule: messenger RNA, 426 nt
Organism: Apodemus sylvaticus (European woodmouse)
Lineage: Eukaryota; Metazoa; Chordata; Mammalia; Rodentia; Muridae
Product: ATP synthase F(0) complex subunit C1, mitochondrial-like
Exons: 2
Coding region: 1-426 (141 amino acids)
Biological process (GO): proton transmembrane transport; proton motive force-driven ATP synthesis
Molecular function (GO): proton transmembrane transporter activity
Source: RefSeq, a predicted model, not a curated record